AAAAAAGCCAUGCAAAAUCAUUUCUUGCAAUUACAUCGAGGGCAAGGAGCAUCAGGCUGAAUAUAAAAGUGGAGAGAAGGCAGAAGCAUUUGUGAAUCUGCAAAAGACAGGAGAUUUAUAAAUUGCAAAAAGUCAAAUACCUGUCAUGGAUCAAGCUGCAGAUGAUAAAUCGGCGCGGCAUAUUGUGUCACAGACAGCAAAGCUCAAUAUAGGCAGUGCUGGCCGUAGCAUCUUUCCAUACGAAGAUGUUACGGCUCUACUCGAUAGCGCAACCAAAGAUCUGAAAGUGGGUCAAUUGAUCCAACUUGAAUCGUUCAGUUUAUUUGAUGCAAUGUGCGCAAUUGUGAUCAUGGAUCCAAAAAUGGAUACAGGAAUGAUCCUAGAUGAAUAUGCGGCACGUCCUCACUAUGAUGUCAACCGCCUAUUGAAUCCCAAGGAGUUUAUUUGGAUCAUUGACCAGAUCCUCAUCGGACAGAUGACAUGGCUCUCAGGGCAUGCCCUUUCCCAGACACUCUUCACCAGUUGCUACAUUCUCCGUGUUUUCGAAAUUAAUCUGGAAAUAAGGGAAGAAAAGGAUGACAUCUUAAAGGCAUCAGUUGAAUUUGUUACUAUUGUACUCAAGCCAUGUGUGUUGGCCAUCGCCAAGACAUGUGCUCUGAUAUCGAGCGAGAUGAAGAAAGGCCAAACUUAUGAGGAAGAAGACUUUAUGACCAACAUGUUCGGCAUAUCACUCUAUGAGCAAUAUCCGAUGGCCUCUUUGGUAGCAAUGCUCGAUCAGGCUGAAUAUUGGAUGGAAAGCGAAGGAGCUCGAUGGAUUAAAGCGACAAAUAAUGAGACCGAAGCUCCAGAUCUGAUCAAAGCUGUUAUGGAGAGAGUUCAUUAUGCUAGAUCCUUAUUUUUGUCACUCUUUCAAGUCCUUGCGCCGAAAUGCUCCAUGUUUCUUCAGGCGGUACCACAGCUGGAGAAUGUGCGUAAGCAUGUUGAAUGUAUCAAGGCUACACAUGCUUUGGGCAUUGAGGUCAACGGUGCAUUCGACAAUACGAUCCAUCGUAAACUUGUGACAAACACGCCGCCUCGAGCUACCGCUCUCUUGACAUCUGAAGAGACAUUUGAUCAGUUGGAUCAGAUGUGCGUGGACUUGACCCGUAUUGCGAAAGCUUUGCUCUUCCGAGAUGCUACCAAUCUAUUUAGUUUUUUCGUUCAAUUUGCUGGGCAAAAGCCUGCACCGGGUGCAUUCCCAAGAUCUGUUCUUCAGACAGCACUUUAUAGUGAUGGGAUCAUCAUGGGAUCUCGCAAAGUCCAGGAAGUGAUUCGGGAUAGCAUUCAAGCCACUGUUACGCCUGCAUCAUGGCUCUUUGAGUCCUUUGACACAUUGCAACAUAAAUUGGAAGGAACAACGACAACGACGAGCGGCUCCUCAAGCAAUGUUUUGGAAUCUAUACCUGAGCAUGAGGAGAUGGAAGAGAAUGAUGAGCUAUCCUUGCUGAAAAGACAGACUCAGGCUAAGGUGGUUCUUUUUGUAGAUAAAGCGAUUAAACCUUUUGUAGAUACACUACAGCUUGCUGGGCAAAAUACUUCGCGUCAACGACGAAAUCUUCGAAAAAUUGUACAACUCUGGGAAACAUUUCAGGAUGAAGCCGAAGCGUUUGAUGAUGAAAUUCAUACAGUAGCGGAUGAAAUACUGGCACAUGAGGAUCUUGAGAGUUAUAUGAUUCAUACUGCUGCAGUACAAGAGGGAACUAUUAUCAGACCGUUCUACUUUGUGUCAUGGGUGUAUCAUAUGAAGCUCUUUGCCAUGGAAUGGCUGUUGCUUCUUGGCUUUGAGCUCGAGCUUUACUCUACAUUUGAGAUCUCUAUGAUAUACGGAUACGUCGAAUGUGUAUUGGGGGCCCAUUCCCAACAUCUUCUACGGAUUCAAAGAUUUUCUGAAUCAGAAAAAAAGCAUGGCGAAAACCCGUUGUCAAAGAAGAGAAAAAAGAAAAAGAAAAAACCUUUGGGAGCCGGUCAGAAUACGUUUUCUACACCAGUGUCUGUUGAGAACGCCCAGUCCGCUGCCUCUACAACUCAGUUAAGCUUAGAGAUCCCGAAUGCUACCACUGCAGCUACUACUGUAGAUUAUAAUACGAAAAACAAUACUACUCCUACUCCAACUCCCGGUUCAGUUGGGUCACCAUCCACAUUGGAUUCGCAUCCUCUGGAGUUAGCAUCUACACCAACGAUUCGAGUAAUGCAAGAAAUUAUCACCGUCCGAUUGCAACUGGCUUGUGGAGAGUUUUUGGUUCUAGCUGCAUUAACCAAGGUGGGUCAUCUCACCACAACACCACCAUAUCUGGCCAGCCAUGGUCUCAAUGAUUUAGAGACACUUCACCAGCAUCGGUUCAAAGCAUUUCACCACCUUUCUUCUCCCGAGACUUUAUCUUAUGAGGCCUAUCUACAGCGAUUGAACUGCGGUGGAUUUGACGCUUGGCAAAUUUUGACUGACGCGACUAACUAUUUCAGCGAAGCAAAGUCUCACUUGGAUCGCCUGCAGUCCAUGUCUACGGUGGAGGCACGAGUCGAGCUGUCUGAAGAAACUUGGCGCAAGGACAUCAAGGAUAUGAUCAAGGUCUGCAUCGCCAGCAAACUUGCAAUCGUUAAUCUACUAAAGGAUCCACGUAUUGUUGAACAAAAAGAAUACCGUGAAGAUCAGGAGAAGCGUGCUGCUAUCAAGAAAGGCAAGGCGAAACAUGGAAUCAUGACAACAUCCAUUCGCAAUGCAGAAAUCGCUUCAAAACGUGUAGAUCCACCCUAUCAUUUCAAGAACCCGGCAAGAAAGCCUCAUUUUGAGUGGAAGUACCAUGCCUGGUGGCCAGUCGUUAGUCUUGUUUAGUCUGGCCCCUAGAAGAGCUAGUAACUGUUAUGAUGUUUUAUGAAAAUAUAGAACUGAAACAAAGAAACUAGACUACUAAGUAGUAAAUAUAGUCUGCUAAUACGCAGAAGUCUCUGCAAAUUUAAGGAUCUCGUCGAAAUAGUCGGAGCUGAUCUUCUGUACAGUGUUCAC
This is a messenger RNA of Lobosporangium transversale, 3040 nucleotides long. RefSeq names its product Mak10 subunit, NatC N-terminal acetyltransferase-domain-containing protein. Gene Ontology annotation, cellular component: NatC complex. The transcript has 11 exons. Gene Ontology annotation, biological process: N-terminal peptidyl-methionine acetylation. The coding region runs from base 146 to 2869 and encodes 907 amino acids. The record is from RefSeq and is a predicted model, not a curated record. NCBI's taxonomy places the organism in Eukaryota, Fungi, Mortierellomycota, Mortierellomycetes, Mortierellales, Mortierellaceae.